Messenger RNA from Theileria equi strain WA, 3384 nucleotides. Its product is annotated as ABC transporter, ATP-binding protein domain containing protein. The transcript has 2 exons. Bases 1 to 3384 code for a protein of 1127 amino acids. Gene Ontology annotation, molecular function: ATP binding; ATPase-coupled transmembrane transporter activity; ATP hydrolysis activity. The record is from RefSeq and is a predicted model, not a curated record. Gene Ontology annotation, cellular component: membrane. NCBI's taxonomy places the organism in Eukaryota, Apicomplexa, Aconoidasida, Piroplasmida, Theileriidae. Gene Ontology annotation, biological process: transmembrane transport.
AUGGAGAUUGGCAAGGAAGCCACUCCCCCGGAGGAGAACUACCAUUUCUGGGAGAGUGAGGUGGAGCUGGUAAGGAAGAAGACCCUUGCUCCAGACGGAAAGAAAUUUAGGUACUUUGAUGACAAGGGAAUCUUCAACUUUGUCUUUAUGGCAUGGAUGUAUGGCUGGGUCAAGGAAACGUCGAGGAGGUACCUGGACCCUUACAUGCUCCACCCACUCCCGCUGGCCGACCAGAUUCUCCACUGGCAACCAAUUCUUUCCAGACACGUCAGUGAUGGAAUCUCCAAAAUUGAAGCUUAUGAAUCUCUUGGAGAAGAAAAGAAAAAAGGUGCCAAGAAGCCAGUCAAACACAUUCUGGCAAGGGCCAUUUGGCUAACCUUUUGGAAGAGGUUGGUUGGUAUUAUAGUGGGCGUAAUGGUAAUGAAUGGUAUCGGAAUGACAGUUGCACUCUUUCUCCAUAAACUUCUGGGUUUACUACCAAAAAAAGGUUUCAAACUCAUUACACUACUCUCUCUAGCAUUCUCUAUCAUCGCUGUUGAGUUAUUCAAGGACGUUUGCAUGGACCACAUCAACUACUACGUAAGGAGGCUUUCAUUUAUAAUGGACUCUUCUAUCCGUAUUACAAUUUUUCAGCAUGGACUCUGUUACAGAAGGAGUCUGUUUGGGCAUCUCUCUGACAACCCUGACGCUUGCAAGAGCAUCAUUCAUGGUUGUUCUGGAGAGGAUAAAUGUUCCAACGACCCAUUCUUGUGCCGGGCAAGGCGUUACAAGAACAAUGAGGUCGUUCCCAAAAUAUAUCCUCUAGUGCUAAACGACUCGUACUACAUUCCCUUCUUUGUGGAAUUCAUUACGGGUAUGAUUGACUUUUUGACUGCGUUCAUCUACGGCAUGAUUCUCAUGAACAGCCAAUUUCAUGUCAAAUCUUUGAACAUUUUAUCGGUCUCCCUUUCCUUUGUUGUAUGCAUGGUUGUUGUGGAGAUUACAAAUGGUUUCCUCAUGAGGUACUACUUGGGUAUCAGGGAUCACAAAAUUGCAAGGGCCAAUGAGGUCAUUGUCUCUUCAUUGAAGCUGGUUGAGACAAUGUCACUGGAUGACAUCGGUCAUAAUAUGAUAACUGAGACUAGAAACGACGAGCUAGUGUUGGUAUUCAUCCGUUUCUUUUUAUCACUCGUCAACAAGGUUUUCAUGACAUCUAUCAUGUGUGUGAACAUUAUCAUCUUGGUCACUGACUUUGUCGGACAAGUUAAGGACGCCACCAACGUUGAGAGCAUUGAUCCUUCGGGACUCUUGGCAUCCAUCUUUGUUAUUAUGAAGAUCAUUGGCCCAUUGUAUUUGGUGCCUGUGAAAUUGAGAUUGUUAACAUGUGCUUUAAAUUCGUUCUUAAGAGUAGAACGUUUCUUCAGAACUUGUUCUCCAAACUUUUAUCUUCCGGAUAACAAGUUUACUGGGGAUACUCCUUUGCCAGAGGCACUACCUGGUGAAGAGAAGACACUGCCAAAGGGCCUAGUGAUAAUGUUCAAGAAGGCCUCUUUUGCAUGGGUCAACAGUAGAAAGGAUCUUUUAGACCACACUGGUACCACCUGUCUUAGGAACCUUGACUUUGUCCUCAAUACUGGUGACCUUGCCAUCAUUACUGGUGCUCAGGGUUCUGGUAAGAGUAACUUUAUCAAGGCUAUCCUUGGUGACAUGACUCUUGUUGAAGGAUCAAUGGCUGUAUUGCCUCUCUCUACCAACAUGCCAAUAUUCUAUGCUUCUCAGGAUGUCUGGCUACAAAAGGGUACCAUUAAGUCUAACAUUACUUUUGGUCACAGAUUUGAUGAUAAGCUCUACAAGAAAGUUUUAAAGGCAGUUGAGCUGGAGCAUGACAUAUCCACUUGGGAAGGAGGUGACUUGCGUAAGAUCUCUGAACAUGGUUACUCUCUCAGUGGAGGUCAGAGAGUAAGAGUUGGACUUGCUCGUGCCCUUUAUGCUUACCUCAUCUUUAGCAAGACUAAUAGAGAGAGUGAAUCUGACCAUUCCUUCCUUGUGGUAAUAGACGACUCAUUUACUGGUCUGGACCCGUUUGUGGCGAGGACCAUCUUUAGGAAUCUCUUUAGUGUUAAUGGUGGACUAUUGACAAAGGGUGACGUAUCUGCAGUUCUUACCAUCUCCAGGCGUAUUUUGGAAGCUUGUGUAUCAUCCGCUCACGUUAUUUUGGCGUGGAGAUCAAGACUUUACUGUUACCUGGAACUCUAUAUGGGAUGUAUUAGGAGGUUCGAGAACUUUGUCCUUCCAAACACCAAGAUUAAGUUUGACAAAAGGAGGAACAUUCACCAGACCGAUGUUAUUGUUGACCAUUCUGCAUCAACUGGAGAUGAUAAGAUAGCAGAUGAGGAUAUCAAGGAUACCCUUCGCAAGAGGCGACGUAAUGAGUAUGCUGAGAGAAGAGCUGCUAGAUGUACUAGUCUCAAGAUGCUCUUCUUUAAGCACCAGGUUAAUAUACUUGACAUUUCCAAGUACUCCACUCCAGGCAUGACUAGGAUAAAGUUGGAUAAUGUAAACAUCCAUAUCGUUAAUAAAAAAGCGGGAGUGAAGUAUGCUAUUCUCAAGAAUAUUACCUGUUCUGCGGAUACCUCGGACAUUAUCGGUAUUGUUGGAAGAACUGGAGCAGGAAAGUCUACUAUGUUGUCAGUACUUCAAAACCUUGCAGAGAAUAGAGACAGUUCUGUAUUCUUAGAUGGUUGUGAUUUAAAUGAUAUGCCAAAGAAUGUGACUAGGCAGAUUAUUGGAGUACUACCUCAACUACCAUUUGUAUUCAGAGGUUGGACAGUUCGUAGGUUCAUUGACCCUAGAAUGUUAUUUGAUGAUACCAAUAUUGAAAUGGCUCUGGAAAAUUGUGGCUUGCUUAAGUUUGUCGAGAACCUCUCGGGUGGAAAGGGUCUUGACACCAUCAUUAUACCUGACCAUUACCAUAAGGAUCUACCAAGGCAUUUAAAGAGAGCUUAUUACGGGCCUACUCUAAGACCUUAUGACUCACCCUCCGCAGAUAAUGUGAACAUUGACUAUGGAUCAGCACUGUCAAACUCACAAUUACGUACACUAUCAGUAGCAAGACUGGUGCUCUACAGAGAAUUCUUCAAGGUUCUCCUGGUUGAUGAGCCUCCAGAGGAUGAACAUGAGACUUCCCACACUACGGUUGGAAUUCCAAUAUAUGAGCUCAUCAAGACACACUUCCAACACUGUACAACAUUUAUUGCAGCUCACGAUGUUGACGUUUUGCGUCUCUGCACUUCAGUUUGGGUCUUCCACAAAGGUUCUCUCAUCAAGACCUGCAAGACUGAAGAAGUUAUAGACAGCGGGUCACUCUCCAAGAUUAUAGAGGAUUGCAUUACCACACACGUUUAA